Messenger RNA from Triticum turgidum subsp. durum (durum wheat), 753 nucleotides. The record is from the annotation of a GenBank genome assembly. Lineage: Eukaryota; Viridiplantae; Streptophyta; Magnoliopsida; Poales; Poaceae.
AUGGCGUCAUCGGACACCGGCCGCACGCCGGCGCAAGGCGCGGAAGCCGCCUCCGCCUCCGCCUCCCCCUGGCCUCUCCGCAAGCUCCAGAGCUUUGCGCCAGGGCUGUGGUCACAGUACAAAGCCUACGAGGAUGUGUUUGUCGAGAGGGCUAAAGUUACUAUUUCGGAUGCACUGGUUCUUGCGAGCAAGCAUCAAGCGGAGGCAAUUGGAUGUGCCACUGUCGCAGGGUUCAUCUUGUUCAGAGGAGCUAACAGGUCAGAUCAUCGGAUAUAUUUCGCUUUUAGAGUUGAUGUCGCAAAACCUGUGAAUUUGAUGCAUGCUCGCUCAUGUCUAUUCCGGGUUAAUGGCCCUCGGAGAUUUUUAUACCGCAAUACUCUGGGUCGUUUUAAAACUGAGAAGGAUUUACUGAAUGAUGUUGAACAAAGUAUGAUCGAAUACAAAACAUCUAUUGAGAGCUUGAGAAAGGAUUCCAAAUACACCCUGGACAAAGUAGUCAUUGGUGAAAGUGAUCUGCAGCGUGGCCGAACUGAUUUGAGAUCUACUGGUAAGCAAAUCCAGUCCGUUAUAAGAUCUAUUUACAAAGCAGAAUCCACAGCUGCAGGUUUGAUGGAUCAACUAAGAAUUAUUCCUACAAGACAGUCUCUUGAAUUGCGAGCAGAGGUGGCUUCCAUGGCCUCUGGUUUGAAAAACCGGAGACAUGUCCUGGAAGAAAGGGUGAACCGUAUAUCUGAAUACGGUGUCCGCGUCUGA